Messenger RNA from Cavia porcellus (domestic guinea pig), 7114 nucleotides. It is a transcript of the gene Plcxd2, whose product is annotated as phosphatidylinositol specific phospholipase C X domain containing 2. The coding region runs from base 17 to 1042 and encodes 341 amino acids. The record is from RefSeq and is a predicted model, not a curated record. The transcript is spliced from 4 exons. Gene Ontology annotation, molecular function: phosphoric diester hydrolase activity. NCBI's taxonomy places the organism in Eukaryota, Metazoa, Chordata, Mammalia, Rodentia, Caviidae. Gene Ontology annotation, biological process: lipid metabolic process.
UUUGUGGACGAGAGGGAUGCUAGCACUUAGGAAGGCAAGGAGGAAACUCAGAAUGGGGACCAUCUGCUCCCCCAACCCCAGCGGGACAAAGACAGCAUUGGAAGUCUGCAAUGCCGACUGGAUGGCCUCGCUCCCCCCUCACCUCCACAACGUGCCCCUUUCCAAUCUGGCAAUCCCAGGCUCCCAUGAUUCAUUCAGCUACUGGGUAGAUGAAAAGUCCCCAGUAGGGCCUGACCAGACCCCAGCUGUCAAGCGUCUUGCCAGGAUCUCCUUAGUGAAGAAGCUCAUGAAGAAAUGGUCUGUGACUCAGAACUUGACUUUCCGAGAGCAGUUGGAAGCUGGAAUCCGCUACUUUGACUUGCGUGUGUCUUCUAAACCAGGGGAUGCUGAUCAGGAGAUUUACUUCAUCCACGGGCUUUUUGGGAUCAAGGUCAGGGAUGGGCUGAUGGAGAUCGACUCAUUCCUUACACAGCACCCCCAAGAGGUCAUCUUCCUGGAUUUCAACCACUUCUAUGCCAUGGAUGAAGCCCAUCACAAAUGCCUGAUUCUCCGGAUCCAGGAGGCAUUUGGAAACAAACUGUGCCCAGCCUGCAGUGUGGAAAGUCUGACCCUACAAACCCUGUGGGAGAAAAAGUACCAGGUUCUUAUUUUCUACCACUGUCCCUUCUAUAAGCAAUAUUCCUUCCUCUGGCCUGGAAAGAAAAUUCCAGCACCCUGGGCAAAUACCACAAGCGUGCGCAAACUGAUCCUCUUCCUGGAGACCACGCUGAGUGAGCGAGCCCCGAGAGGCUCCUUCCACGUGUCCCAGGCCAUCCUCACCCCCCGAGUGAAGACCAUUGCCAGAGGCCUGGUUGGUGGCCUGAAGAACACUCUGGUUCACAGAAACCUUCCUGCAAUUCUGGACUGGGUGAAAAGUCAGAAGCCUGGAGCCAUGGGUGUCAACAUCAUCACCUCUGACUUCGUGGACCUGGUGGACUUUGCCACAACUGUUAUUGAGUUGAAUGACCUUCUGCAAGAGAACAGAUCAUUGGCUAAAUGCUGAUUUAGUUUUUUGUUUAACUUAACAUUGAAAUUGUUGAUUCAGGGUAGAGUGCUGAAGGGUUUCCUGUUAGGAUGGCCCCUCGUCACUAAUGGGAAAGUGAGUAAGGAGGAUAAGGGCUUUUUUCUUUUCCUUCCUCACAGGGCCAUUUGGAUAAAACAGGGCAUUUAAUUGCAUUUUGCCCAAAUGAGGGCUUAAAAAAAAAAAACAAGUCCAAGGGGAGAAGACAUGAUUUGUGUAAUCAAAGUUAGAAUCUUCCCAGUGGCUUAGGCUGGUAAAUGGAAUAUGAAAGUAGGCUCUCCCAGAUGCACUGGAGGGCAGAGCUUCCUUUGAUUGGCCUGGUUCCUUCCUGUCUUCCAGGGUCUUGUGUCUGAGCCAUGGCAGUACUGAACUAGGGAAGGCAUUUUUGGUCAAAAGAAUGGCUUAUUGCAGUUGUGGUCUGCCGUGCCUUGUUCCUCUGACUAAGCCUGGCAAUGUGAGGGGAAGGCCCAGCACCAGUUCUCUCUAGGACGAUUGGAUGUCACUACAUCUUGCCUGAGACUUGACUCUCAAGUGAGGCUUUUUUUUUUUAUCAGCAAGAUGUUUCAGCCACAAGCUGUUUGUGCACGGCUUGUGCAGGUAACUGAUCACCUUAAUUCUUCAGAUAGACAGUAAUCACUGCCCUUGGUAUCAGAAUAUGUUUCUCAUUUUUAAAACGUGGAUCCAUGUCUGUUUCUUUUGGCCUCUUCCUAAAAGUGAAAAGAGCAGUGAUGGCUGAUCAUUGCACUGUGGGGCCCAACAAAAGAGAGACGUGUGUGUCACUUGCAUGCCAGAUUUCUUUGAUUUGAUUCUGCAGCUUUUCCCAAAAUGACUGCCAGGUAAGCACUUGCAUCGUUUGGCCAAGACCUCUUUAGAGUAGGAUCUUCAUCCACAUCUUGGAAUUGCAGGCACCUUGUCCAUGACACCAUGGAAGCUGUCACAGGAUAUUUGGGAAAGUGCAAUGGCAUUAAAGGAGGAGGCUCCAAGUGGUUCUGGAGCCAUUCUGUGACUCCUUGAAAACAAGACUACCUCGGGGCAUUUAGGAUGACUCGUGUGUCAUCAAAUGAGAAAUACGCAGUGUUGGAACAUUUCCAGUUCUUGUCUUGAUUGUUCUGCUUUCUGCAGGUUGUUCUGAGCCUACUUGUCACUACUGCAUGAGAGUGUUGAAGCUCAAGGGAGACUUUCUUUUUUAUUGAGAAGAGGUACUUGUCUAUAAGGAACCCUCUUGUGUUUUGGUUAUUUAUUUAUGUCUAGAGUUAGUAUUUUCAGUGCUUCUUAUUUCAGGAGCAUUCACAGAGAAGCUUAUUGACGUUUUCUUGCCCAGGAAAGAUUCCGCUGUGGUCUUGCUCCCCUCAGCAGGACCACACAUCCCAGCCUGUGGAUGACCUUGGACUCUGCUCUAAAUGUCCUUGCUCCCUCAGCCUGCUGAGAAUUCUGUUUGGAUGUAGUCCACAUUAAGAAGCCAUUGCCAAGCCAUGCCUUGGGAUAGAAGAUGAAAUGGCCUGGAGAACUCUAUAGUUCUUUUAGUAGACUCUCCAGAAUUCUGGAAAGAAGCAAGCUGAAAAUAAACCUGGGCACAGGGAUGUGGACAGUUUAAUGCCCCUCCAUGCUUUCAGAGAAUCUGUAAGGAAGUAUCAGCUUUUGGGUUCCUAAGGAGAAAAUAAAACCUGGAAUCCAGAAUGGAUGUGUGCGUUUAUAGAGACCACUGGACCCUUCUCCCAGCAAUUUCUUCUUCCCAUCCUUUGAUUGUAUAGUCAGUUGUAUAGCAUGUUGUCUCCAGUGGGGAGUGUCAUAAGUGAGCUACUAAAAGCACAUGCACAACCCCCAGCUGUUGGUCUUGCAGCCUUUACUUUCUGUAAAGUAAUUUAAGCCCCGACUUCCAUAGCUCGAGAAGGUCACACACAGAUACCUCUGGGAGAAUCUGGGUCCACUUCCCCUGUUCUUGCAUUUGAACUCCCCAGUCAGGUUUCUGUAACAGUGAUGUCAAAUUCUAUAGGACACUCUCAGAAUAAUAAUAAUAAAAAAGGAGUGUCCUUACUUUCUCCAUUGUCCUUCAACUCUGUUAUUAAACCUUAGUGAUAAGCUCUGACAUCCCUGGCUUUUCCUGUGGUUUUAUUUUUGUUCUUACUUUUCAUUUUGUUUUUAAAUUCUUAGUCAAUUCCCAGGGACUCCAUCAGUUCCCCACUUUCAACCCUUUGGUACUUGGCAAAGAGAUAGGGAGGCAAGAGAAUUAUAUUUCUCUGUUUUAUUUGAGCCUCGGCUUUGUCUAGAUACUUGGUGCUAUGAGGCCAGAUGUGUUGACAGGUAUCUGCGCAGGAUACCAAUGACACCCAAUGGCUGCUAACUGUUCAGUGAAAUGUUUACUUGACUUUCCUUCCUUAGUUUUUAAAUAUGUAGUUGCACUUCACUUGGAUUGUGACAUUUAAGCGCAGCUCAGUGUCGGCAUCCUAAGAGAAAAGUCACCCAGAGUGACACCAGGACACAGAAUACUUCCAGGUUGCAAGUGUGGAGCCCCACUCGGCGUGGUAAGUGGGUUACCCACCUCCUCAUGCUGCUUUGAGUGGUCAGCAGUGCUUGGAUUUGAAGUCUGCACCAGAGUCCUGGGAAGUAGGAGGAGGAUUGUUUACAAUUUUCUCCUAAAUAAACACUUGAAUCUCUGUUCCAAGAAAAAGGCUUCCCAUAUUGUACAGAAUGUGUGCUUUCUGCUCUUUAACUUUGAGUCCACGAAGGAGAGCUGAAGACUAUGGCUCAGAGAGGAAACAGGCCUUAACUUAAAGAGUCACUCUGUGACAUCCAACAGUAAGAAUGAUGACACUACCACAUCUCACAAGUUCUCACAAGUUCUAGGAAUUUUUCUGGUCAAAACAAUGUUCUCACACUUGUUCAGAAUUAACUUCAAGAUCAGCAAAAAGCCAUGUGACAGAGCCACCAAGGAAUUAGUUGUGCAGAAUCUGCAGUUAUAUAUAUUCAGAAAUACAGCUGAGUUUUUGUGAGCUCAUGGACCACUCCGACUUGGCCACAUCUCUGUGAUUUUUGUGGCAAAGGGACCCUAACGGGUGUCGAUGAUGUUAGAGCAGUAUUUCAGAGUUUUGAUUCUGAUCCUGUUAGACGUACCAUGUAGUGUCAUGGGUAGAGAAGAUCUUAUUUGAACUCGAAGCAGGGGUCGAGAUGGACCUGAUGGAAGGUUAUUGUGGUAUUUUAUAUUAAUGGCACAUUUAAGAGGACAGUGCAAAAAAAUGUGUUUCCUGCAUUCAAUUUGAUAGUAAUUGUUAUUUUCCUUCGUGUUGAGUUCAGGCAACUGAGUUUUGAAUAGCCGCAGCUGAAAUCCAGGAUUUUAUAUAAAUCCAAAGAAAAGCACAAGGUGUAUGUCUAAGUAAUGAUGAAUUUUUGUUCGUUUGUUUGUUUGUCUUUUUGAGACCGGGUCUCCUUAAGCAGUUCAGGCUAGUCUAGAGCUCACUUUGUAGGUCAGGCUGGUCUUGAACUGCUCCUGCCUCAGCCCCCUGAGUGCUGGGAUUACAACAGUGCGCCACCAUGCCCUGCGGGUAAUGAUGAAUCUUAUAAAUCUUUGUUCUUUUUUCAGAAUUUCAUAUUCACAUAAAAAUUAUGUUUCCCUUAAGACAAUAUACUGUAUCAUUGUGAAAUGAAGCUUUUCUGGUGUGUCAGGACUUCCGUCUCUGGUUUUCUUAAUCUUAAUCAUUAUAAAGUGCUCCCAAAUAGACAUGAUUCUGUCCCAGCAAGAAUGCAUAGGGUAAAGCUGGUGGUGGAAACAGAAGAAAUUCAGGCUGAAAUGGAGUAUUUCUUUUUUCCUGGGAAGCAAAAGGGCUAUACAAAACCAGGCCAUCACAGACCAAGUUUGUGCCACGGUCGAAGCUUUGUGAUGCUAUUCUCUGUGGACAAGUGAGUGGGAUGAGACUCCCCUUCCUAAGCUGAGCAAGUGGUCCUGUGCUAAGUCAUCCCCAGCUUUUUCCUUUUUCAUAAAGGUACUGCUCCUUUAGUGCCAAGUCCUUUGCUAACUCCAGUCAACUUGCACCCCAAAAUACAAUGACGUUUAGAUUGAAUGUUUCACAGUCACAGAAUGUACAGUUCUGAUUCUUCCUUCUGGGCAUGUAUGUGGAGAAUGCGGUUUGGGCUCAUUUCCCAAGAGUGUGAUGUAGGUUCCCAGAACUUGACUAGGCAUGGUAUCUCAUCUGGGCUGUACAAUGAAAUAUUCAGGGCUCAAAGAAAUCUAUCAACAUGUUUGGAGGUCCCUGAAACAUCUGCUUUCCCAGUACAUGCCAAAUAGUUUUGUUGUGGUAAUGGGAAACAAAUGUAAAUUGAUACCAUCAAAUAUGCAAAUAGAUAGAAAGUUCUGGGGUGUGGUAGAGAAGACCAAGGUAGUGGUUCUAAAUUCCACUGACUUUCUAGUAUGUCUUGGCCUUCUGCCUCACGCUGUUCCCUGGCAUUUGCCCCUAGAGUUUUGUUGCUCACAAAUGUUUCCUCAACCAUGCAGGACUGGCUGGAUGAAAUAACAGGUGGUUUGCCGAGAAACUUUACCCUCAAUUCUAGAUGAUUCUGGAUAGCUCUUUACUGCCCCAAGAGAACCACUUUCUUCUUAGCCUUAGAUUCCACAAACUUCUUACCAGAAACUGUGACCUGGGCAUAUACACUACAAAAUAUUACUGAUUUUAUUAAAAUACCACAGUCUUAUACACUGCAAAAAAUGUUCUAAUACUAUCCUGCUUUAAGAAUAUAGCAUUUUAGCAUCUCUGUAGUAUUUUAACAUCUUCUCCAACAAAACUGUUUUUUCAAUUUUAUUUAUUUAUUUAUUUGCUUGCUUAUUUGUUUGUUUAUUUAUUUAUUUAUUUAUUUAUUUACUUAUUUAUUUAUUUUGUGGUGCUGGGAAUCAAACCCAGGACCUUGUACAUGCAAGGCAAGAGCUCUAUCACUGAGCCACAUCCUCAGCCCUCAAAUUCAUUUCUAAUGUAAAUAAGAUGUUUCCUUUCUCUUUUCUGGGAAUCAAUCCCAGAGCCCUUUGAGGCACCCUGUCAAUGUUCUAGAGACAUCUUCCGUGUCGUUCCCUCCUGUCUUUUCAGAGGGUACCACUUUCUUCUGUCUUCUAGCCAUCCUCCACCUGCUAGUUACUGUUGAGCACAGCGUGCUGGCAGAAGUCGGGUGCACUCAGUGAUCUCCCACGCGCCCUGUUGCUGCCUGGUCUUCUCAGAUGCAUUGUUCUGCUCCUCACUCUCACUCUGUCAUUAGAACUGUACUUGAUUGGAACCCGGAACUUGGGAUCAAUACUUAGAUCAAAUAGCACAGGCUCACUCACAAAUUUCAGCCCAGUACGAAGCACAGCACUUUGGAGGAUCAAAUAAAAGCCUUCAGUAGCUCUGUAUAUUUGCAGCUUUACAUUUGUUAUUAGUUCAUAGCACUAAUAACGCUUCAGUUAAGAAUCUACAGUAUUAAUAUGCUAUAUUGUAGAACAUAGUCAAAAAUAAUACUAUUGCUGCUAUUAUACUAAUUUAUACCACAUUAUUAAAUAUUAAAUACAGAUUGUGUAUGCAUUAUUUGUAUUAUGUAUAUGCCAACUGUAACACUUAACUUCACUGAUCAGUAAUUUUAAAAAUAUAGAAAUUGUCUUAGUCAAAAUAAGUCUUAGUCAAAGCAGAUAAUUUAUAUAUCUGAUAAAUGCUCUAACAGAUAUUACAUUUUGUCUGCUUUUACUCAUUUUAUACUAGAGUGCAUGUUUACUAAUUUAAAAUAAUUGUAUCAAUUUUAAAGUUAGGAUAACAAUUUUGCAUAUAUGCUACUUAAUACUCUUAAAAUGUAUUUUGUGGCUUAUCUACACACAUUUCACUUGGCUUUUUUCCCUCUAGGAUAUAAGUAUUCAAAUAUAUCUCUUCUUUCUUGUAACCUCAGUUAAAUUGCUUUGUUCAAUCUAGCAUAUUGUAAAGCCAAAUACCUCAUUUUAACUGUGAAAAUAUGUAAAUGUGUAUCAUGACAUGAUGUGUUUUCUUGUAUUUGAUUUGAACUACAUAAAUGGACUUCAACCUAAUAAUAAACAUAAAACUUUGACCCACA